AUGGGAAGAGCACCGUGUUGCUCUAAGGUUGGUUUGCGUACUGGUCCAUGGAGUCCGAAAGAAGACAAGAUGCUAACUAAUUAUAUUCGGGCAAAUGGUGAAGGCCAUUGGAGAAAUUUGCCUAAAAAAGCCGGGCUACUUCGAUGUGGGAAGAGUUGCAGGCUGAGAUGGAUGAAUUAUCUGCGACCAGAUAUUAGACGAGGGAACAAUUCAUAUGAUGAGGAGGACCUUAUCAUCAGGCUUCAUUCUCUUCUUGACAAUCGUUGGUCUCUCAUUGCUAAAAGACUACCAGGUCGUACUGACAAUGAGAUUAAAAACUACUGGUGUUCCAAUAUUAGCAAGAAAGUGGAAACAAGUAGUAGAGUAACUCAACCAAAAGCAUCAAGAGUGGGAAAGAAGAAGAGCAAGUUCACCAAUGUAAAGAAACUUGAGAAGAAGAGCACGGACAAUUCAAAAGCAGAGACUACAAACACCAAAAUAUAUCUCCCCAAGGCCGUUAAGGUUUCCCCAUUCUCAGUGACAGUCAGAAACAUCGGUUAGGAUAACAAGGCAAGUGGGCUAUCAUCAUCGGGCCAUG
Messenger RNA from Pistacia vera, 577 nucleotides. Its product is annotated as transcription factor MYB111-like. Lineage: Eukaryota; Viridiplantae; Streptophyta; Magnoliopsida; Sapindales; Anacardiaceae. The record is from RefSeq and is a predicted model, not a curated record. Bases 1 to 540 code for a protein of 179 amino acids. The transcript has 4 exons.